Messenger RNA from Lentinula edodes (shiitake mushroom), 2983 nucleotides. RefSeq lists its product as uncharacterized. NCBI's taxonomy places the organism in Eukaryota, Fungi, Basidiomycota, Agaricomycetes, Agaricales, Omphalotaceae. Bases 259 to 2850 code for a protein of 863 amino acids. The record is from RefSeq and is a predicted model, not a curated record. The transcript is spliced from 10 exons. Gene Ontology annotation, molecular function: protein binding.
UUAUUAUUUAUUUUAUCUUCGAAGUUAUGUACCUGCUAGGCGCAUCCAGGGGCUGAAGUGCUGAUAACUUUUAUCGAUGUAUCACCAUCACUUGCUUCUCGCAAGUUUUUUCAGCCAUUGUUGGGAGCGCUCAUCAAAUGCUGAGUAAUCACACUGGCCUCGGGACGGUACCGGCAAUCUAUAUCCGGCGGUAUAUAAGCCUUUAACAACGAGAUUAUACACUUGGUCUUCACCCUCUUUACUGAGGAAAGUCCAACGAUGAUCGAAGAUGACAUUCAAUUCCUUGGCUUCAGCACGCCUCGGCCUCGCCCCUCUGUCCAGGCGGUGACUGGAUUUGAUCUGCAUAUUGAGAAAAAUGGAGCUGAAUCAGGUCAUUGUAUGAUGUUUCGUAGAGUCAAUACGAACACCGUCGUCGUUGGUCGGAAGCAGCCUCAACAUGGCUCAGAUAUCUAUGAUAGUGACAGUUCGAGCGCAAUGUUCCGCUGUCCUGUUGUGAGCAGAGCUCAUGCCAAGUUCACAUUCUCUGAAUCUGGACUUCUCUAUGUUACCGAUACUUCAUCCCACCAUGGAACACACAUCCGACGACCCACAGAUCUCACUUCAAGACCAAUCCCGACAGAGACUUUAGUGCAAGUGCACAAUGGUGACGUAGUCGUUUUCGGCAAAUCAGUUGGUAGGAACAAUGAAAUCGUUCGACCCAUAGUCGCGAGGGUGGAACUUAUAUUUAACAAUUCUAUCCCAAGAAGGCCUGCGAGCACCACUAAAUCCAUUUCCAGCUCCUCAGGUCGUUACGGAUUACGGUCGAGUGACACUUCAGAGGGAGAUUCCUCUUCCUCAGAUUCUUCGGCAAACUCCAAUGAAUCGCCUUCUCCAUCCUAUGAUCAUUCAUCAGACCAUGAAUCUGACAUCGUGGAAAUCCCUCCUCCUCCCAAGCUUUCUCUUUCUACAGUCAUACCUAGCGUUAACAGCGCCCUUCGCACUCUUACAUUGCCGAUAUUAAAUGUUCCUGGCACCGAGGCCAAUAGAGAUCACCUGUCUCUGCCUUCGCUAUCUUUUUCUCCCUCCAUGAGCAAUUCAAAGUUCAAUCAACCCCAAGCGGACAAGACCACCAUCGAAGCGGUGAAUGGUGUAGAUGCCUAUACCAACGACAUCUUUGAUUUUGGCAGUCCUAUACAUCCUUUAGAGGAUAGUUUUGCCAUCCGGCCUCAAACGACACAAGCUUUGCGUUCGAGGACAAAAAUGAGUAUGAACACUUUAUUUCAACACGGUCGCCCUGAUAGGCCUCCACGUCGAAAAUCCAAAUCCUGGUCUAUGUCUCCUAUGGAUCUCGCUACCCCCUCUCCGCCUCCUUCACCACCGAAGAGCGUUGGUAACAAUGAUAAUUCAACUGAUACGCCCUUGGUGAUAAGCGAACCUAGAAGGGAUUCCUCUUAUUCCAACGCACAUCACGAGUCCUGGUCGCCGUUGAGCACACCACCUCCUCUACCUUCCUCCCCCCCUAUGCGUUCUCUACAGCAUUUUUCAUCUCCUCCAGCUUUGCUGAACCGAAUAAGCAAUUCCAGUCAAUCCUCGUCACAGUCUACCUGCGCCGUUAAUUGUUCUCCAGAGGAGCCUAUCCUUCGUCCUCUAUCUUUGAUGAUGCGAAUGGUUGAUUCCGUUCAAACUUCAUCUCGUCCUGCUUCCACUUGUUCAAAAGAGCAAGAAAGUUCUGUUGCUGUCCUCGUCGAAGAGGCUCCUGAACAUGACAGCAGAGAUCCAGAGGAUAACACGGAUAUGCUUGUGAGCAUAGAGGAUGAGCUAGGGCCACAUGCAGAAGGAUGCCUAACUGAAGAGCCUCCCAGCGUAGUAACUGACAACAUCGAAGACGAAGAUCGCUUGGGGAUGGAUGAACAGGUAUUCGAUGAGGUUGACAUCAACCGGUCUGGCGUACAAGAGGAACCAGAGAAUGUGAUGACAACCUCAUUUUUUGGUGUUGUCGAUACUGACCAAAUAACUCAGGUGGAAGAACCUAACAGUUCAAUGAUUGAUCUACAAGUUAUGAGUGCUACCUCAAGUCCAGUAACGAGCGUUUUGCAACGUGCUGGAGCUGCGUUUUCGUCUCUGAAGGAGCGAUUCAGUGGGUCAAACAUUGAAAUUAACUCGAAGGAACCUACCGAUGGUGCUCAUGCUUCUGCUGUUGGCCUUACUUCGGAAGCCCGCGAGACUGACUCCAAUGAGGACCUUCAUAAAAUCGACAAAGAGUUACUAUCUGUGAAGAAUGAUCUUGCCACCAUCCGACUCCGACACCGCAAGUACAGAACUCGUUUCAAUGACAACGUCGUUACCAUGAAUACAAAGCUGGCACAACUCAACACCCUUUCCUCCAGUCUUUCUACCACAAAGGAUCAUCUUAGCGGCUUAGAUUCCAACCUCGCUACAAUCCAAACCGACAUUGACUGGGUGAAAGGUGACCUUGAUGGGAUCCGCUCUGAUGUCGACGAAGCAAGGGGAAAUGUUGAUCAAGUGCGGAGCGAUACUGACGGAAAUCGUAUGGAUAUAGAUGGACUACGAAACGACGUCGAGAGUAUCAGGGGCGAAUUUGACUCCCUACGAGGUGAAGUUGAUGGUGUCAAGGAUGAAUGUGACAUCGUUCACGGGGAUUCGGCGGGUUUUCAAAGCGAAAUUAACGAAGUGCGAAGUGACGUUGAAGGCAUGAGGAUGGAACUCAAUGAUAUGCGGAGGGAUGUUGACGAUUUGAUGGGCCAGCAGAGCCUGAAAGGAGAUGCCGCGGUCCAUGGCAAAGAGGAAUUGAGCAACUUACGACAAGAGUGGAUCAAGUGGAAGGAAGAUGCAAAGUUUGCCGAUUACUGAACUCCAAGACUGUCGUGCUGGCCUUGCUAUUGCGGAAGCGGAUAUUAAGGCGCUUUACCGGCAGAUCGGUGACGCUAACAAUUUACUCGACACCCAAGAAGAUAUGUUGAAGGUUCUACAAAGACAAGAUAUC